AAAUGCCCACAACUAAAGCCAUAGAACAAACAACUGAAAUGCUAAUAACAAGUUUUUACACUACUGUUGAAGCCACCUUUGAGUUUACUACAAGGCCAGCAACUGUGGGUUCAACUGUGUCACCAAGCACAUUAAGCUCAGAAAGUAACACAACCAAUUCAGUCAGUUCCACAGCCAAUUUAAUAACAAUCCCCAUUGCUGAAGUUACUAUACCAGAUAAUGGAGAGCCAUACAAUUUGUCAAUCAUCAAUACUACAACGACCUAUCUACUAACAUCGGGAGGAAUGAGACAAAAUAGAAAAAUUUUUGCAGUGGUCUACAGCAGGCUGGUGUUCAACUCCUCCUCUCCUGUCCCCAGUGAGAGUUUGGUCCUCAAUGCUACCAACACUUUGCUCAAGUCUCGACGUGCAAACCUCAGUAAUUCUACACAAGUGCUGAACGUCACCUAUGAGAAAAUUUCAGAAACGUCCUAUGCCGUCAUCUUCACAAUCAGCGUCAGUAACAUCAGCAUGCCUGAGAGCCCUGUCCUCAUGAACGGCACCUACACCCAACUGAAGAACUCUGUCAACAUCGCUCUAAACACACUGCUUAAUGAACCUAGUGCAGAACUGUUUGAACCCCAGAGCUCUGACUUCAGAACAUCAGCAAACCAGGUUGAUGGUAACAUGCAGUACAGCUUCCAAGAGGGAGACGCCAAAACACCAAUCAGCUUCCUGAAUGAGCUGAAGACAAAGACUGUCUCAACUACAACAGUUUCUCCAAUGACUACAAGCAGGCUGAUUGUGACAUCUGCAGCAACUCAUUCCAAAAUUCCUACUUCUGCAGUGGUCUACAGCAGGCUGGUGUUCAAGUCCCCCUCUCCUGUCCCCAGUGAGAGUUUGGUCCUCAAUGCUACCAACACUUUGCUCAAGUCUCGACGUGCAAACCUCAGUAAUUCUACACAAGUGCUGAACGUCACCUAUGAGAAAAUUUCAGAAACGUCCUAUGCCGUCAUCUUCACAAUCAGCGUCAGUAACAUCAGCAUGCCUGAGAGCCCUGUCCUCAUGAACGGCACCUACACCCAACUGAAGAACUCUGUCAACAUCGCUCUAAACACACUGCUUAAUGAACCUAGUGCAGAACUGUUUGAACCCCAGAGCUCUGACUUCAGAACAUCAGCAAACCAGGUUGAUGGUAACAUGCAGUACAGCUUCCAAGAGGGAGACGCCAAAACACCAAUCAGCUUCCUGAAUGAGCUGAAGACACAGACUGCCUCACCUACAACAGUUUCUCCAAUGACUACAAGCAAUCUGCCUGCAACAUCUGCAGCAACUCCUUCCAAAAUUCCUACUUCUGCAGUGGUCUACAGCAGGCUGGUGUUCAACUCCUCGUCACCUGUCCCCAGUGAGAGUUUGGUCCUCAAUGCUACCAACACUUUGCUCAAGUCUCGACGUGCAAACCUCAGUAAUUCUACACAAGUGCUGAACGUCACCUAUGAGAAAAUUUCAGAAACGUCCUAUGCCGUCAUCUUCACAAUCAGUGUCAGUAACAUCAACAUGCCUGAGAGCCCUGUCCUCAUGAACGGCACCUACACCCAACUGAAGAACUCUGUCAACAUCGCUCUAAACACACUGCUUAAUGAACCUAGUGCAGAACUGUUUGAACCCCAGAGCUCUGACUUCAGAACGUCAGCAAACCAGGUUGAUGGUAACAUGCAGUACAGCUUCCAAGAGGGAGAUGCCAAAACACCAAUCAGCUUCCUGAAUGAGCUGAAGACACAGACUGCCUCACCUACAACAGUUUCUCCAAUGACUACAAGCAAUCUGCCUGCAACAUCUGCAGCAACUCAUUCCAAAAUUCCUACUUCUGCAGUGGUCUACACCAGUCUGGUGUUCAACUCCACGUCUCCUGUCCCCAGUGAGAGCUUGGUGCUCAAUGCUACCAACACUUUGCUCAAGUCUCGAUGUGCAAACCUCAGUAAUUCUACACAAGUGCUGAACGUCACCUAUGAGAAAAUUUCAGAAACGUCCUAUGCCGUCAUCUUCACAAUCAGCGUCAGUAACAUCAGCACGCCUGAGAGCCCUGUCCUCAUGAACGGCACCUACACCCAACUGAAGAACUCUGUCAACAUCGCUCUAAACACACUGCUUAAUGAACCUAGUGCAGAACUGUUUGAACCCCAGAGCUCUGACUUCAGAACAUCAGCAAACCAGGUUGAUGGUAACAUGCAGUACAGCUUCCAAGAGGGAGACGCCAAAACACCAAUCAGCUUCCUGAAUGAGCUGAAGACACAGACUGCCUCACCUACAACAGUUUCUCCAAUGACUACAAGCAAUCUGCUUGCAACAUCUGCAGCAACUCCUUCCAAAAUUCCUACUUCUGCAGUGGUCUACAGCAGGCUGGUGUUCAAGUCCCCCUCUCCUGUCCCCAGUGAGAGUUUGGUCCUCAAUGCUACCAACACUUUGCUCAAGUCUCGACGUGCAAACCUCAGUAAUUCUACACAAGUGCUGAACGUCACCUAUGAGAAAAUUUCAGAAACGUCCUAUGCCGUCAUCUUCACAAUCAGCGUCAGUAACAUCAGCAUGCCUGAGAGCCCUGUCCUCAUGAACGGCACCUACACCCAACUGAAGAACUCUGUCAACAUCGCUCUAAACACACUGCUUAAUGAACCUAGUGCAGAACUGUUUGAACCCCAGAGCUCUGACUUCAGAACAUCAGAAAACCAGGUUGAUGGUAACAUGCAGUACAGCUUCCAAGAGGGAGACGCUAAAACACCAAUCAGCUUCCUGAAUGAGCUGAAGACACAGACUGUCUCAACUACAACAGUUUCUCCAAUGACUACAAGCAGGCUGAUUGUGACAUCUGCAGCAACUCAUUCCAAAAUUCCUACUUCUGCAGUGGUCUACAGCAGGCUGGUGUUCAACUCCUCGUCACCUGUCCCCAGUGAGAGUUUGGUCCUCAAUGCUACCAACACUUUGCUCAAGUCUCGACGUGCAAACCUCAGUAAUUCUACACAAGUGCUGAACGUCACCUAUGAGAAAAUUUCAGAAACGUCCUAUGCCGUCAUCUUCACAAUCAGCGUCAGUAACAUCAGCACGCCUGAGAGCCCUGUCCUCAUGAACGGCACCUACACCCAACUGAAGAACUCUGUCAACAUCGCUCUAAACACACUGCUUAAUGAACCUAGUGCAGAACUGUUUGAACCCCAGAGCUCUGACUUCAGAACAUCAGCAAACCAGGUUGAUGGUAACAUGCAGUACAGCUUCCAAGAGGGAGACGCCAAAACACCAAUCAGCUUCCUGAAUGAGCUGAAGACACAGACUGCCUCACCUACAACAGUUUCUCCAAUGACUACAAGCAAUCUGCCUGCAACAUCUGCAGCAACUCCUUCCAAAAUUCCUACUUCUGCAGUGGUCUACAGCAGGCUGGUGUUCAACUCCUCGUCUCCUGUCCCCAGUGAGAGUUUGGUCCUCAAUGCUACCAACACUUUGCUCAAGUCUCGACGUGCAAACCUCAGUAAUUCUACACAAGUGCUGAACGUCACCUAUGAGAAAAUUUCAGAAACGUCCUAUGCCGUCAUCUUCACAAUCAGCGUCAGUAACAUCAGCAUGCCUGAGAGCCCUGUCCUCAUGAACGGCACCUACACCCAACUGAAGAACUCUGUCAACAUCGCUCUAAACACACUGCUUAAUGAACCUAGUGCAGAACUGUUUGAACCCCAGAGCUCUGACUUCAGAACAUCAGCAAACCAGGUUGAUGGUAACAUGCAGUACAGCUUCCAAGAGGGAGACGCUAAAACACCAAUCAGCUUCCUGAAUGAGCUGAAGACACAGACUGCCUCACCUACAACAGUUUCUCCAAUGACUACAAGCAAUCUGCCUGCAACAUCUGCAGCAACUCCUUCCAAAAUUCCUACUUCUGCAGUGGUCUACAGCAGGCUGGUGUUCAAGUCCCCCUCUCCUGUCCCCAGUGAGAGUUUGGUCCUCAAUGCUACCAACACUUUGCUCAAGUCUCGACGUGCAAACUUCAGUAAUUCUACACAAGUGCUGAACGUCACCUAUGAGAAAAUUUCAGAAACGUCCUAUGCCGUCAUCUUCACAAUCAGGGUCAGUAACAUCAGCAUGCCUGAGAGCCCUGUCCUCAUGAACGGCACCUACACCCAACUGAAGAACUCUGUCAACAUCGCUCUAAACACACUGCUUAAUGAACCUAGUGCAGAACUGUUUGAACCCCAGAGCUCUGACUUCAGAACAUCAGCAAACCAGGUUGAUGGUAACAUGCAGUACAGCUUCCAAGAGGGAGACGCCAAAACACCAAUCAGCUUCCUGAAUGAGCUGAAGACAAAGACUGCCUCACCUACAACAGUUUCUCCAAUGACUACAAGCAAUCUGCCUGCAACAUCUGCAGCAACUCCUUCCAAAAUUCCUACUUCUGCAGUGGUCUACAGCAGGCUGGUGUUCAAGUCCCCCUCUCCUGUCCCCAGUGAGAGUUUGGUCCUCAAUGCUACCAACACUUUGCUCAAGUCUCGACGUGCAAACUUCAGUAAUUCUACACAAGUGCUGAACGUCACCUAUGAGAAAAUUUCAGAAACGUCCUAUGCCGUCAUCUUCACAAUCAGGGUCAGUAACAUCAGCAUGCCUGAGAGCCCUGUCCUCAUGAACGGCACCUACACCCAACUGAAGAACUCUGUCAACAUCGCUCUAAACACACUGCUUAAUGAACCUAGUGCAGAACUGUUUGAACCCCAGAGCUCUGACUUCAGAACGUCAGCAAACCAGGUUGAUGGUAACAUGCAGUACAGCUUCCAAGAUGGAGACGCCAAAACACCAAUCAGCUUCCUGAAUGAGCUGAAGACACAGACUGCCUCACCUACAACAGUUUCUCCAAUGACUACAAGCAAUCUGCCUGCAACAUCUGCAGCAACUCCUUCUAAAAUUCCUACUUCUGCAGUGGUCUACAGCAGGCUGGUGUUCAACUCCUCGUCUCCUGUCCCCAGUGAGAGUUUGGUCCUCAAUGCUACCAACACUUUGCUCAAGUCUCGACGUGCAAACCUCAGUAAUUCUACACAAGUGCUGAACGUCACCUAUGAGAAAAUUUCAGAAACGUCCUAUGCCGUCAUCUUCACAAUCAGCGUCAGUAACAUCAGCACGCCUGAGAGCCCUGUCCUCAUGAACGGCACCUACACCCAACUGAAGAACUCUGUCAACAUCGCUCUAAACACACUGCUUAAUGAACCUAGAGCAGAACUGUUUGAACCCCAGAGCUCUGACUUCAGAACAUCAGCAAACCAGGUUGAUGGUAACAUGCAGUACAGCUUCCAAGAUGGAGACGCCAAAACACCAAUCAGCUUCCUGAAUGAGCUGAAGACACAGACUGCCUCACCUACAACAGUUUCUCCAAUGACUACAAGCAAUCUGCCUGCAACAUCUGCAGCAACUCCUUCCAAAAUUCCUACUUCUGCAGUGGUCUACAGCAGGCUGGUGUUCAACUCCUCCUCUCCUGUCCCCAGUGAGAGUUUGGUCCUCAAUGCUACCAACACUUUGCUCAAGUCUCGACGUGCAAACCUCAGUAAUUCUACACAAGUGCUGAACGUCACCUAUGAGAAAAUUUCAGAAACGUCCUAUGCCGUCAUCUUCACAAUCAGGGUCAGUAACAUCAGCAUGCCUGAGAGCCCUGUCCUCAUGAACGGCACCUACACCCAACUGAAGAACUCUGUCAACAUCGCUCUAAACACACUGCUUAAUGAACCUAGUGCAGAACUGUUUGAACCCCAGAGCUCUGACUUCAGAACAUCAGCAAACCAGGUUGAUGGUAACAUGCAGUACAGCUUCCAAGAUGGAGACGCCAAAACACCAAUCAGCUUCCUGAAUGAGCUGAAGACACAGACUGCCUCACCUACAACAGUUUCUCCAAUGACUACAAGCAAUCUGCCUGCAACAUCUGCAGCAACUCCUUCCAAAAUUCCUACUUCUGCAGUGGUCUACAGCAGGCUGGUGUUCAACUCCUCCUCUCCUGUCCCCAGUGAGAGUUUGGUCCUCAAUGCUACCAACACUUUGCUCAAGUCUCGACGUGCAAACCUCAGUAAUUCUACACAAGUGCUGAACGUCACCUAUGAGAAAAUUUCAGAAACGUCCUAUGCCGUCAUCUUCACAAUCAGCGUCAGUAACAUCAGCAUGCCUGAGAGCCCUGUCCUCAUGAACGGCACCUACACCCAACUGAAGAACUCUGUCAACAUCGCUCUAAACACACUGCUUAAUGAACCUAGUGCAGAACUGUUUGAACCCCAGAGCUCUGACUUCAGAACAUCAGCAAACCAGGUUGAUGGUAACAUGCAGUACAGCUUCCAAGAUGGAGACGCCAAAACACCAAUCAGCUUCCUGAAUGAGCUGAAGACACAGACUGCCUCACCUACAACAGUUUCUCCAAUGACUACAAGCAAUCUGCCUGCAACAUCUGCAGCAACUCCUUCCAAAAUUCCUACUUCUGCAGUGGUCUACAGCAGGCUGGUGUUCAACUCCUCCUCUCCUGUCCCCAGUGAGAGUUUGGUCCUCAAUGCUACCAACACUUUGCUCAAGUCUCGACGUGCAAACCUCAGUAAUUCUACACAAGUGCUGAACGUCACCUAUGAGAAAAUUUCAGAAACGUCCUAUGCCGUCAUCUUCACAAUCAGCGUCAGUAACAUCAGCAUGCCUGAGAGCCCUGUCCUCAUGAACGGCACCUACACCCAACUGAAGAACUCUGUCAACAUCGCUCUAAACACACUGCUUAAUGAACCUAGAGCAGAACUGUUUGAACCCCAGAGCUCUGACUUCAGAACGUCAGCAAACCAGGUUGAUGGUAACAUGCAGUACAGCUUCCAAGAUGGAGACGCCAAAACACCAAUCAGCUUCCUGAAUGAGCUGAAGACACAGACUGCCUCACCUACAACAGUUUCUCCAAUGACUACAAGCAAUCUGCCUGCAACAUCUGCAGCAACUCCUUCCAAAAUUCCUACUUCUGCAGUGGUCUACAGCAGGCUGGUGUUCAACUCCUCCUCUCCUGUCCCCAGUGAGAGUUUGGUCCUCAAUGCUACCAACACUUUGCUCAAGUCUCGACGUGCAAACCUCAGUAAUUCUACACAAGUGCUGAACGUCACCUAUGAGAAAAUUUCAGAAACGUCCUAUGCCGUCAUCUUCACAAUCAGCGUCAGUAACAUCAGCAUGCCUGAGAGCCCUGUCCUCAUGAACGGCACCUACACCCAACUGAAGAACUCUGUCAACAUCGCUCUAAACACACUGCUUAAUGAACCUAGAGCAGAACUGUUUGAACCCCAGAGCUCUGACUUCAGAACAUCAGCAAACCAGGUUGAUGGUAACAUGCAGUACAGCUUCCAAGAUGGAGACGCCAAAACACCAAUCAGCUUCCUGAAUGAGCUGAAGACACAGACUGCCUCACCUACAACAGUUUCUCCAAUGACUACAAGCAAUCUGCCUGCAACAUCUGCAGCAACUCCUUCCAAAAUUCCUACUUCUGCAGUGGUCUACAGCAGGCUGGUGUUCAACUCCUCCUCUCCUGUCCCCAGUGAGAGUUUGGUCCUCAAUGCUACCAACACUUUGCUCAAGUCUCGACGUGCAAACCUCAGUAAUUCUACACAAGUGCUGAACGUCACCUAUGAGAAAAUUUCAGAAACGUCCUAUGCCGUCAUCUUCACAAUCAGGGUCAGUAACAUCAGCACGCCUGAGAGCCCUGUCCUCAUGAACGGCACCUACACCCAACUGAAGAACUCUGUCAACAUCGCUCUAAACACACUGCUUAAUGAACCUAGUGCAGAACUGUUUGAACCCCAGAGCUCUGACUUCAGAACAUCAGCAAACCAGGUUGAUGGUAACAUGCAGUACAGCUUCCAAGAUGGAGACGCCAAAACACCAAUCAGCUUCCUGAAUGAGCUGAAGACACAGACUGCUUCACCUACAACAGUUUCUCCAAUGACUACAAGCAAUCUGCCUGCAACAUCUGCAGCAACUCCUUCCAAAAUUCCUACUUCUGCAGUGGUCUACAGCAGGCUGGUGUUCAACUCCUCCUCUCCUGUCCCCAGUGACAGUUUGGUCCUCAAUGCUACCAACACUUUGCUCAAGUCUCGACGUGCAAACCUCAGUAAUUCUACACAAGUGCUGAACGUCACCUAUGAGAAAAUUUCAGAAACGUCCUAUGCCGUCAUCUUCACAAUCAGCGUCAGUAACAUCAGCACGCCUGAGAGCCCUGUCCUCAUGAACGGCACCUACACCCAACUGAAGAACUCUGUCAACAUCGCUCUAAACACACUGCUUAAUGAACCUAGUGCAGAACUGUUUGAACCCCAGAGCUCUGACUUCAGAACGUCAGCAAACCAGGUUGAUGGUAACAUGCAGUACAGCUUCCAAGAGGGAGACGCUAAAACACCAAUCAGCUUCCUGAAUGAGCUGAAGACACAUAGUGGCAACACACCCACCAUGCCCCCAAUAGCAAUCACAGCUUUGCAGAGCACAGCAGUUCCAACUCCAGAGAUUUCAACAACUUCAGUUCUGGAUAGAACUACAUCUACAUCUCCCACUCCAGAGAUCACGGCAGCUCCACCUCAGCAGAUCUCAGCAGCUCCAACUUUAGUGGGGACUGUGCUGAUUUAUAUCCGCUUGGUGUUUAAGAACCUGACCACUCUACCCAGUGAGGCAGAGGUUCUUAAUGCUGCUAGUGCCCUGCUGGACUCAAGUGUCAGAAUGAAGCGAGAUGUCAGCACACAGAAACUGAAUAACCCAGUGAGCAUCCAGAACGUCACCUAUCAGAAAACGGGCAUCAACUCAUACACUAUCAGCUUCGCAUUCAAAAUCAGCAAUGUGAACAUUUCUAAAAACAUUGAACUGAGGAAUGAAACAUAUGAUGCAAUCCAAAACACCAUCAAUGGCCUACUGAACAAAAUCCUAAAUAACCCAAAUGCUCCACCAUUCGUCUUCCAACGAGCAAACUACACGGGUAACGACACUGUGAUUCAGGCUAAUGCAGAAUACGUCUUUGUGGAAGGAGAUAUCAAGACACCAAGUGGAUUUCUGAAUGAAAUACUCAACAUUCCAGAGAGAACUACAUCAACAAUUAUGGAGAUCACAACAUCUUCCACUCUGGACAUUACAACAGUUCCACAUCAGCAGAACACGAUAGCUCCAACUCUGGAGAUCACGGCAGUUCCACCUCAGGAGAUCACAGCAGCCCCACCUCAGCAAAUCACAGCAGCUCCACCUCAGCAGAUCACAGCAGCUCCAACUUUAGUGGGGACUGUGCUGAUUUAUAUCCGCUUGGUGUUUAAGAACCUGACCACUCUACCCAGUGAGGCAGAGGUUCUUAAUGCUGCUAGUGCCCUGCUGGACUCAAGUGUCAGAAUGAAGCGAGAUGUCAGCACACAGAAACUGAAUAACCCAGUGAGCAUCCAGAACGUCACCUAUCAGAAAACGAGCAGCAACUCAUACACUAUCAGCUUCGCAUUCAAAAUCAGCAAUGUGAACAUGUCUAAAAACAUUGAACUGAGGAAUGAAACAUAUGAUGCAAUCCAAAACACCAUCAAUGGCCUACUGAACAAAAUCCUAAAUGACCCAAAUGCUCCACCAUUCGUCUUCCAACGAGCAAACUACACGGGUAACGACACUGUGAUUCAGGCUAAUGCAGAAUACGUCUUUGUGGAAGGAGAUAUCAAGACACCAAGUGGAUUUCUGAAGGAAAUACUCAAAAUUAGUGGAUUAGCUGGAGGAGGGUUUCCAGGAUGGGCCCUAGCCAUCAUUAUCCCAUGCGGUAUUGCCAUCAUUCUCGUACCCUGCUGGAUUAUACUCUGCAUAAUGCUUUCUGGUUGCUGUGGAGCCGUUCGUAGACGCUGGCAUAGACGACGGUCAUACAAUGUGGAGUAUCCAAUACACAACAGCCUCUUCUAAAGAACAAGUUCUUCAUGUGACAACACCUUACAUUGAUUUAAAACCUGUUAUGGUGAAUAAAUGCCAGUUCUUUGAAAAUAUCAAUAUGUUUACUUCUAUACUAUCUGGAGUAAAAGGGUGAAUGUUAAAAAUGUAGGUCUGUCCCUCUGUAGUGUCUCUCUUUAGUUGCUUGUGUUUUAGUCUAUGUUAUAUUUUGUGCCUGUAUUGCUGGAUUUAUACAGGAUGUUACAU
Messenger RNA from Pygocentrus nattereri (red-bellied piranha), 10139 nucleotides. RefSeq names its product mucin-3A-like. The record is from RefSeq and is a predicted model, not a curated record. Lineage: Eukaryota; Metazoa; Chordata; Actinopteri; Characiformes; Serrasalmidae. The transcript is spliced from 90 exons. Bases 3 to 9908 code for a protein of 3301 amino acids.